Messenger RNA from Mesocricetus auratus (golden hamster), 1553 nucleotides. RefSeq names its product forkhead box E3 (gene Foxe3). The coding region runs from base 39 to 884 and encodes 281 amino acids. Gene Ontology annotation, molecular function: RNA polymerase II cis-regulatory region sequence-specific DNA binding; DNA-binding transcription factor activity, RNA polymerase II-specific. The transcript has a single exon. NCBI's taxonomy places the organism in Eukaryota, Metazoa, Chordata, Mammalia, Rodentia, Cricetidae. The record is from RefSeq and is a predicted model, not a curated record. Gene Ontology annotation, biological process: regulation of transcription by RNA polymerase II; cell differentiation; anatomical structure morphogenesis.
GCGAGGGCAGGGGCUCCGCAUCCCUAGGUCCCCCGCACAUGGACGCGCACGUAGCUUUCUCGGGUUUCCCGGCCCUGCCCUCGGUCCCGCCGUCGGGGCCGCAGCCGUCGCCGCUAGCCGGAGCCGAGCCGGGGCGCGAGCCUGAGGAGGUGGCGAGCGGCGGGGACGUGGAGCCCACGGCCGCGCCGGGCCCGGGGAGGAGGCGCCGGCGGCCGCUGCAGCGCGGGAAGCCGCCCUACUCGUACAUCGCGCUCAUCGCCAUGGCCCUGGCGCACGCUCCGGGCCGCCGCCUCACGUUGGCCGCCAUCUACCGCUUCAUCACCGAGCGCUUCGCCUUCUACCGCGACAGCCCGCGCAAGUGGCAGAACAGCAUCCGCCACAACCUCACCCUCAACGACUGCUUCGUCAAAGUGCCGCGCGAGCCGGGCAACCCGGGCAAGGGCAACUACUGGACGCUCGACCCCGCGGCCGCCGACAUGUUCGACAACGGCAGCUUCCUGCGGCGCCGCAAGCGCUUCAAGCGCGCCGAGCUGCCCGCGCCGCCUCCGCCGCCCUUCCCCUACGCGCCCUUCCCGCCCGCGCCCGCGCCGCCCGCGCGCCUCUUCCGCCUGGACAGCCUGCUGGGUCUCCAGCCGGAGCCACCGGGGCCCGCGGCGUCCGAGCCGCCCUGCUGCGCCGUGCCCGACGCCUCCUUCCCGCCCUGCGCCGCCGCCUCGCCGCCGCUCUACUCCGCCGCGCCCGAGCGCCUGGGGCUGCCCGCGCCGCUGCCCGCCGAGCCUCUCCUGGCCUUGGCUGGACCGGCCGGCUCGCUCGGGCCGCUCAGCCCCGGGGAGGCCUACCUGAGACAGCCGGGCUUCGCGCCGGGCCUGGAGCGCUACCUGUGAGCCGCUCUCCGCUGAGAGAGCACCUGGCCGAGCCUCCAGCCCUCACCCGAGCAGAGCGCGCCUGUCUCUGGGGCCCACACGCAGCGUAGCACUCUUUGCUGAGUCCCCUAGCCUUGCCUCGGGCUAAACCUUCCUUGCCUUCCCCCAUCCCUGGGGAGACUCAGACCAUCUCACCACCGGACUGAAGCGCCCUCUCCAAUAUGAGGCCUUCGCCCCUCCCUCUCUUUGUAUGCCCCAUCUAUGCACCCCCACAGUGCCAAGUCUCACGCCCUGGAGCUGGACGGUCACCAGUGGGGUCUCUAGCUCCAAGAGUCCUCGUGAGUUCCAGUCUGGAAGUUUUUGUCUCAAGCCACCUCCUCGACCUCUGAGGUCAGACUCCCGUGUUCAUUACUUCCACUUCAUUUACCGACAAGUUGGACAAGUGUGUCCCCUACCCUGGCUUUACCUGUUUGCCCUUGGUUUCUUACUGAGCAUCCUCCCACACAGACACACCUCGCUGCUCUCUGUUCCAGGUUCUGAGAACUUCUCUAAGUUGCAGCCCCAGGGUCUCCCGACUGAACGGGGUUAUGGGGCCUUUGUGGCUGCCCCACCCCAAUGGAAAGCACAGAACUUACCAGGUUAAUGCUAUUUUCCAACCAAAGCUAGUUGAAUUAAAAACAAAGAAAACUG